CAUGGGGUUGUGGUUGAUCGUCUUUGUCACAAUCUGUCUCUGUUUUUCCAUCAGAGCUCUCAUCAAUCUUCUCUCUCCCUCUUCUUCUUCUUCUUCUUCCUCUCCUCUCCCUCCUGGUCCUCUCCGGGUUCCCAUCAUCGGCAGUCUCAUAUGGCUGAGCAGAUCACUCAGCGAACUCGAACCCAUUCUUCGAAAGCUUCAUGCCAAAUAUGGACCCAUCGUCACUCUCCCAAUCGGUUCUCGUCCUGCCAUAUUCAUCGCCGAUCGAUCUAUGGCCCACCAGGCACUUAUCCAAAACGGCCUCGUCUUCUCCGAUCGUCCCAAGGCCCUCGCCACCGAGAAGAUCCUCAACAGCGACCAACACAACAUUAUCUCCGCCUCCUACGGCCCCAAAUGGCGUCUCCUCCGUCGCAACCUCGCCUCCGAGAUGCUUCACCCGGCGAGAAUCAGAUCGUUCUCGAGCAUACGUAAAUGGGUUUUAGAUUUGCUAGUGACUCGACUUAUAGUUGAUUCAAAAUCCAGCAAUCCCAUUGGAGUGCAAGACCAUAUCCAAUAUGCUAUGUUCUGCUUGCUGGUGUUCUUAUGCUUUGGUGACAAGUUAGACGACAAGCGAAUCAAAGAUAUUGAAUGCGUUCAGAGGAAUAUACUUUUGAGUCUAAGAAGAUUCAGAACACUAAAUUUCUGGCCAGCAAUUACUCGAGUACUGCUCCGCAAGAAGUGGGAGAAGUUCUUGCAGAUUAAGCAGGAACAGAAAGACGUGUUGAUUCCAUUGAUAAGAGCAAGAAAGAAACUAAAGGAAGAGAGAUCAAACCAAGAACAAGAUGACAAUAAUGAUAAUGACGAUGAUAAUAAUGCGACAGAAGAACACAUAGUGUCAUAUGUGGAUACUCUGUUGGAUUUGGAAUGGCCUGGGGAGAAACGAAAACUCAAUGAAGGUGAAAUGGUUUCAAUAUGUUCGGAGUUUCUAAACGCAGGAACAGAUACUACUGCUACUGCAUUACAAUGGACUCUGGCAUGUUUGGUGAAGUACCCACAAAUUCAACAGAGGCUUGUGGAUGAAAUAAGAGAUGUAAUGGGUGAGAGAGAGGACAAGGAAGCGAGAGAAGAAGAUCUGAGCAAAAUGCCAUAUCUCAAAGCUGUGAUCUUGGAGGGACUCAGACGUCACCCACCUGCACAUUUUGUGUUGCCACAUGCUGUGUCAAAGGACAUGGUGUUCAACAGUUACUUGGUACCCAAGAAUGGGUCUUUGAAUUUUAUGGUGGCAGAGAUGGGGUGGGACCCAAAGGUGUGGGAGAAUCCAAUGGAGUUCAGGCCUGAGAGAUUCUUGAGCACUGAGAAAAAUAAUGAUAAUAAUGGUGAAACAUUUGAUAUUACAGGAAGCAGAGAGAUAAAAAUGAUGCCUUUUGGCGCAGGGAGAAGAAUGUGUCCAGGUUAUGCAUUGGCACUGCUUCAUUUGGAAUACUAUGUGGCCAAUCUUGUAUGGAAAUUUGAAUGGAAAGCUUGUGACGAUGUUGAUUUGUCAGAGAAAGUAGAAUUUACAACAGUAAUGAAACAUCCAUUGCAAGUUCGUUUGUGUCCUAGGUUUUAG
Messenger RNA from Prosopis cineraria, 1588 nucleotides. RefSeq names its product cytochrome P450 89A2-like. Bases 2 to 1588 code for a protein of 528 amino acids. Lineage: Eukaryota; Viridiplantae; Streptophyta; Magnoliopsida; Fabales; Fabaceae. Gene Ontology annotation, molecular function: heme binding; oxidoreductase activity, acting on paired donors, with incorporation or reduction of molecular oxygen, NAD(P)H as one donor, and incorporation of one atom of oxygen; iron ion binding. Gene Ontology annotation, cellular component: membrane. The record is from RefSeq and is a predicted model, not a curated record. The transcript has a single exon.